AGGGUAAGGGGUUGGUAAGGGGUUAAAGGUUGAAAGUGAUAAGAGGCACAGACAGAAAGACAGACAGUGAGGCUGCACAGCGGAGAAAGUUAGUCUGCUCUGGGUUCAUCAUGGAUUUAUCACGUGGGGCUCUGAUCCUGUUCUCUCUAAUAUACUCAGUGGCUGGUCAGGCUCCUGUCAUCUCAGUGGAGCCACGAGCUGCUACUGUGCACAAAGGAGAGUCUGUCAGUUUUAGGUGCAUUGUAAAACUGACAGACUCUAACUCACGGCCACUCGAGGUACAGUGGAAGAAGGCCAACAACCAAGCAUUACCAGAUAACGUAAAAGUCGGUCCUGAUGGGUCUGUGCUCACGGUUGUUAACGCUGUACCUGGAAACCAUGGGCAGUACCGCUGUGUGGUAUCCUCCGCUGCCGGCCGCAGCACCGCCAACGUUAUGCUGACCGUCAAAUACGCACCUAAAGUACGACUAACACCUUCGGGGCCGCUGAGAGUCAGGAAAGGUGAGGCUGUGUCGGUGGAAUGCCGUGCCCAAGGCAGGCCAAAUCCCACGCUGUCCUGGAAACGCCAAGGCUCCACCCUGAAGCUGGUUACCGCUGAAGAAAAUGAUGUCAACACCAUCAAGUUUCCUGCGAUACAUCCAGAUGACUCGGGAGUUUAUAUUUGCCUCGCUGAAAACACUGAGGGGAUGACUGAGGCCAAAAUUGAAAUCAUUGUCGAGAGGGAGCCCGGAUCGCCGGUAGCUUCAGUGACCCCUACUGAAAUUACAGCAGUGGAGGGACAUACAGUCAUAAUAGAGUGUCAGGCCAGUGGUUCCCCUCCUCCUGUUAUCACCUGGUCCAAGCUACGAGCUCCACUGCCAUGGAAACACACAGUUAAUGGUGGAGUUCUCACACUAACCAGCGUGGGGCGCCAAGACUCGGGACAAUAUAUCUGUAACGCUACUAACAUACAUGGCUACAGUGAAGCUUACUCAGAUAUGGAGGUGGAGACACCCCCAUACACCACCAUCCUACCCGAUCAGGUGAGGCUCCAACCCGGAGAUGCACUACAGUUGCAAUGCCUUGCCCACGGCACUCAUCCCAUUCAGUUCACAUGGAGUCGGGUGGGCCGGCCCAGCCUGUCCCCCACAGCAGAGCUCACAAACGACGGAAAGCUCCUGAUAGCCAAAGUUAAACAAAGCGACAGUGGAACGUACAAAUGUGUGGCCACAAACCACAUUGGCUCCACUGAGGCUACAACCAGAGUGAUCAUAAGAGCUUAAGAAAACUCAGCGUGUCUCGCUGGUAAACAUCUAUGCAGUGCUUACACCUUGUGCAAGAAUGGAUCGUAAUGCUGAUGAUGCUCUGGUGUUUAAUUCAAAGAAACCAGAGAAAAUAUUUAAUAGAUUCAUCUACUUAGAUGUUUGAUUAAGCAAAUUAUGCUGACAUUUAAACAUUUGGUAUUACUAGGCAUGUUGGGCUAAUUUUCUUCUUUGCAGAAAAAUUUUACCCCUACUAUUGUUGUUGUCUCAUAUCAGCUUUCAGGAAGCUUUUACUGGAACUCUGCAUCUACUGACAGCUAACAGCAUGUAUGUGUGGGAGUGUUUUCUUCUAGUGGAAUGCAUCUGCACACUGUCCUCCUCCCUUCUUGUCAUCUGCUUAGCUUACACUGUCAAAAUGCAACGAUACGAGAUAGAAAAUGCUCCUGAUCUAAUGUACAAAACAUUAUAAAAGCCUUUGUUAAGAAUCAAAUCAUUGUAUACCAUAUUAAACAAAAUUGUCUAAUCUGUGUCUAA
This is a messenger RNA of Oreochromis niloticus (Nile tilapia), 1775 nucleotides long. RefSeq names its product secreted immunoglobulin domain 4 (gene sid4). Gene Ontology annotation, cellular component: neuron projection. NCBI's taxonomy places the organism in Eukaryota, Metazoa, Chordata, Actinopteri, Cichliformes, Cichlidae. Bases 111 to 1262 code for a protein of 383 amino acids. The record is from RefSeq and is a predicted model, not a curated record. The transcript is spliced from 8 exons.